AUGGAAGUAUUACCUCUAAUAGCAGCUGGCAUCGCGACGAUGGCGGUCGUCGUUUCACCUGUAAAAAUUCCAACGGCCUGCCCGCCAACCGAUCCCGUGGAUGCCGUUCACAUCGCCCACGAGUCCGACUGCUCGAAAUUUUACAAAUGCUUCAUGGGCGACAAAUACGAAAAAAACUGCCCGGUGAACAGUGCUGGCUACAGGCUGUACUUCAACCGGGAGUUACAAGUUUGCGACUGGCGAUGGAACGUAACGUGUCGGAACGAACUGGACCCGGAAUGCGCGGCGGUCGACGACGGAUGCGUCUGGCCUUACCCGCACAAUUGCAAAUCGUACUAUUUCUGCGACGAUGGCAAGAAACGCGCGAGGGACUGCAAGGACGGGCUGUUGUUCGAUCCUGUACGGUUGUCGUGCAGGCCCGCGAACGACGUGAUCUGCGCGAAACUUACGGAUCAAUGCCCGCCGGCGGAUUCCGACGAGAUCGUGCUUCUGCCGCACGAGAACAACUGCUCCUAUUAUUACGCGUGCACCGACGGUAAAAAAGUGUUGAAACGUUGCUCGUCAGAUCAGCUGUUCGACAGCAAACGCAGAAGAUGCGUGCCGGCCGACGAGGCGUCGUGCAACACCGAUCCGGGCUCGACCCCAACGCCGGAAGCGAAAUGUCCACCGACCGGCGCCGCGCAGCUUCCCCACGAGACCAGGUGCGAUCUGUUUUACAGUUGCGCGAACGGCGCGAAACAGCUCCGCGAAUGUAAAUACGGCCUUUAUUUCGACGCCGUGAAAGGCAUGUGCACUUGGUGGGAGAACGUCGAUUGCGGUUCGCGAUCCACGACGCCGAUAUCGUCGACGAUGGACCCCAAAACGGAGACCACGGAUCGUUCGCCUGUAACCGAAUGCCCGUUCAAGGAUUCCGACGAACCUGUACUAUUGCCGCACGAAUGCCUCUGCGAGGUAUAUUACCUUUGCAGAAACGGGGAACAGAUUCGUCGGACUUGCCCGAGCGGCGAGGUGUUCGACCAUGUAAAUCAAGUUUGCCGCGAUUCGAGGGAGAUCCGUUGCGUGAGACCCAACCAGUGUCCGGAGCACGGGAAAGUAAAGAUUCCCGAUGAGAACGAUUGCAACCGAUAUUACCAAUGCAUGAACGGUGAAAAGACACCGAAGAAGUGUUUGGAUGGUCAUUAUUUCAACGAAUUCUUGCAAACGUGCGAUAGGAAAAGCAACACGAACUGUUACGUCUGA
Messenger RNA from Colletes gigas, 1239 nucleotides. RefSeq names its product peritrophin-48-like. The transcript is spliced from 3 exons. Lineage: Eukaryota; Metazoa; Arthropoda; Insecta; Hymenoptera; Colletidae. The coding region runs from base 1 to 1239 and encodes 412 amino acids. The record is from RefSeq and is a predicted model, not a curated record. Gene Ontology annotation, cellular component: extracellular region. Gene Ontology annotation, molecular function: chitin binding.